GCCCAUUGGCCCUCGGCGGGAGCACAUGCUCUGGCCGGCUAUAUCAAGGCCUCCCUGGCCAGCCCUGGCCCCAGCAACCCAGGGGCCCUCCUCUGCCUUCUUCGCCUUCCUCUGCUGCUCCCUCCAUCCCAGGCACCAGCCAUGCCCAACCCAGACGCCUUCCUCGGCAAAUGGCGCCUCCUCUCCAGCGAAGGCUUCGACGAGUACAUGAAGACCCUGGGUGUGAGCAUGCCCAUGAGGAAGCUGGGAAGCAUGGCUAAGCCAGACAUCACCAUCAGCAGGGAGGGAGAUAAAUAUACGGUGAAAACAGAAAGCACUUUCAAGACAUCAGAAUUCUGCUUCAAACUGGGAGAGAAGUUUGAAGAAGAUACGCUAGAUGGCCGGAAAACUCAGACUCUUAUCACCUUAGACGAUAACAAUGUAUUGACCCAGCACCAGCAGUGGGAUGGCAAAGAGACCACGAUAACAAGAAAGAUAGUCGAUGGGAAACUUGUUGUGGAAUGUGUCAUGGAUGGUGUCAAAUGUACCCGGGUGUACCAGAAAGUAUGAAGACACUGGCUUCCAUGUUGAAUUUGGGAGCUUAAUGACAUACAGUUCAGUUCCUAGAACAAAACUAGACAACACUCCAUAUUUCCCAUCUCUUCCCCCCCCCCCCCUAUUUUUUAAAAAGCAUUUUUGGGAAAUCAGUACUGUAUACAAUUAAAUUUUGAGUUCUUGGUGUAACUACUAAAACUAUUAAAGCUGAGAAUUUCAAGUACA
Sceloporus undulatus (fence lizard) is the source of this 759-nucleotide messenger RNA. RefSeq names its product fatty acid binding protein 5 (gene FABP5). The transcript has 4 exons. Gene Ontology annotation, cellular component: cytosol; nucleus. Lineage: Eukaryota; Metazoa; Chordata; Lepidosauria; Squamata; Phrynosomatidae. Gene Ontology annotation, biological process: fatty acid transport. The record is from RefSeq and is a predicted model, not a curated record. The coding region runs from base 142 to 549 and encodes 135 amino acids. Gene Ontology annotation, molecular function: fatty acid binding.